This is a messenger RNA of Cercospora beticola, 1996 nucleotides long. Its product is annotated as FAD-dependent oxidoreductase. Gene Ontology annotation, molecular function: 2 iron, 2 sulfur cluster binding; flavin adenine dinucleotide binding; oxidoreductase activity, acting on NAD(P)H. Gene Ontology annotation, cellular component: cytoplasm. The record is from RefSeq and is a predicted model, not a curated record. NCBI's taxonomy places the organism in Eukaryota, Fungi, Ascomycota, Dothideomycetes, Mycosphaerellales, Mycosphaerellaceae.
GCUGUUGGAACACGAUCAAUCGGAACUCAUGACGAGUCCAUUGACGAAGCCAUGCAACGCGCCUGGUCCUUGUCGCUCCCUCACCAGCUGCACACCACUCACUACUGCACUUUCUAUACGCACUUAGUUCAUGUUCUCGACACGCAGCCUGCUCCACAUCCUGAGGAACGCUGCUGCCACUUCGACUUUCACCCCGCGAGCUUUCUCCACGAGUUUCAGAAUCAUGGCCACCGAAUUCAAGCUGAAGGGCUUGACCAGCAUCGACCUGAAGAAUGGUCAGACACAAGAGGUAGAGGUGGAAGGUGUCCAGGCGAGCGAGGACAAGUUGGCUACUGUUCUGCUGGCCAAGGUCAAGGAUGAGGUGCAUGCUCUCUCACCAAAGUGCACGCAUUACGGAGCACCUCUGGCCAAGGGUGUCUUAACUGGCGAUGGCCGUCUGACGUGUCCCUGGCACGGUGCCUGCUUCAACGUUGCAACCGGCGAUAUCGAGGAUGCCCCAGCUCCAGACCCAUUGCAGAAAUUCGAGAUCGUUCAGAAAGAUGGUGGAGUGUACAUCAAGGGCAACGAGGCAGACAUCAAGGCUGCACGGAGAACACUGAGCAUCAAGUGCAAAGCCCAAGGGCAGGACAAAGUAGUCGUUGUUGGGCGAGGUAGUGGUGCCAUGGGUCUCAUCGAAGGUCUGCGAGCUGGUGGAUACAAGGGACACAUCACAUCCAUCGCUAGCGAGGGCCACCCACCCAUUGACAGGACGAAGCUGUCUAAGGCACUCAUGGACACGGCCGACAAGGUUCAAUUCAGGAAGCCAGACUUCUACAAGGAGGGUGAUGUUGAGUUCGUCAACGACAUCGUGACUGCGAUCGACUUCAAGAGCAAGAAGAUCAAGGGCGAGAAGACAGAGACAGACUACACCAAACUCAUCCUCGCGACUGGUGGCACACCAAAUCAGCUUCCAUUGCCAGGUUUGAAGGGCGACUUGAAGAAUGUGUUCCUCCUUCGCACACUCGAGAAUGUACAAGGGAUCCUUGGUGCAGCAGGUGAAGAUGGAGGCAAGAAGAUCGUUGUCAUCGGCAGCUCCUUCAUCGGUAUGGAGGUUGGCAAUGCUCUUGCAGGCAAGAAGCACCAAGUCUCGAUCAUCGGUAUGGAGGGCGAGCCAUGCGAGACCGUCUUCGGCGCCACAGUCGGCAACAUCUUCCGCAAGCUGCUAGAGAAGAACGGCGUCAAGUUCUACAUGAAGGCGGAGGUCGAGAAGGGUGAGGAGUCAAGCUCGAAGAGUGGCUACAUCGGCAGCGUGAAGCUGAAGGACGGCAUCUCACUUGAGGCAGACGUCGUCAUUGAGGGCGUUGGUGUCAAGCCAGCGACCAAGUUCCUGCAGAACAGCGACGUCACCCUCGAGAAGGAUGGCUCAAUCCAGACUGACGAGAGCUUUGCUGUCAACGGCCUCAAGGACGUCUGGGCCAUCGGAGACAUUGCGAGAUAUCCAUACCAUGGACCUGAUGGAAACGGCAAGCCUGUGCGAAUUGAGCACUGGAACGUCGCGCAGAACCAAGGACGAAGCGUUGCCAACUCCAUCAACAACCCCGGGUCAAAACCCAAGCCCUUCAUUCCUGUCUUCUGGUCAGCUCUUGGUGCUCAACUGCGCUACUGCGGACACACGCCAAACGGCUACGACGAUGUCAUUGUGCAAGGCAACACAGAUGUCAGCGAAGGCAAGCAGAGCUUUGUUGCAUACUAUACCAAGGGUGAUACGAUCGUGGCUGUUGCGAGUAUGAUGAAGGACCCAUACAUGACACAGAGCGCCGAGCUGAUGCGCAGAGGAAAGAUGCCCAGCAAGAGCGAAAUCACAAAGGGCGUGGAUAUCAUGGAAAUCAGCGUUCCAGCUGAAGUGAAGAUUUGAAAUGAAUGAAUGACUGAAAUGGAGCAUUGUAGAUAGAUGAUACCUUGAUGAUCGUGCAUGAUUUGAAGAUGAAUGGAAAGUCACUCCAUGGCGAGAUGCACC